UGGUGCAGGGGCCGUGUAUCACCCUGGCUGGCAGGCCGCCGCCGCUCCGCUGUCAGUAAUCAGCCGCAGGGCGCUGCGGAUGAUGUGAAUGCUGAGCGGAAUACGGCGUUUCUGUGUUCUUAGUUCCUCCGGAGCGGAGUAAAGGCUGAGAAGAUGAUUUCCCCCUGGGAGCGGCUUCACUCCACGCGCUGCUGUCUCUGCUGCCAUGUCCGGACCGGGACCAUCAUCCUGGGCAUCUGGUACAUGCUCAUCAAUGCUGUGGUGCUCCUUAUCCUCCUCACGGCACUCAGCGACCCAGACCAGUAUCACUUGACGAGCGCUGAGCUGGCCAAUGACCUGGAUGUGAUGGAUGACGCCAAUAUGUGCAUUGCUUCAGCAAUCUCACUGCUCAUGAUAGUGAUAUGUGGCAUGGCAACCUAUGGAGCUUACAAGCUUCAUGCUCCGUGGAUCAUUCCAUUUUUCUCAUAUCAAGUCUUUGAUUUUGCUCUGAAUUCUCUGGUGGCGGUGAGUGUGGUGGUCUAUCCCAACACCAUCCAGGACUAUUUACAGCAGCUGCCUGGAAACUUCCCCUACAGAGAAGAGAUCAUGUCCAUGAGCAACGUGUGUCUGGUCCUCAUUGUCCUUCUUUUUAUCACCAGCAUCCUUGCCUUUAAGGCUUAUUUGAUGAUGUGUGUGUGGAGCUGCUACAGAUAUGUGAGUGGUAGAAGUGCUGCAGAUGUCCUGGUGUAUGUCACCAAUACUAAUGACACCACGGUCCUGCUGCCCCAGUAUGAUGACACAAUGGCCCUUCCAGCCAAGCAAGCUCAACCUCCAUUCAUGCUGGCCUGAGUUCAUUGGGUGUAAAGUUCUGAAUCUAUGUAAUAAGACAUCCAUUCAGCAUUAUAAUAAUACUGGUACAUGGUGCUCCAGAAAAAAAAAACAUUUCAGAGUCCUUAGACCUCUUCAUACUAAGAACACUUUAGCUGAUUCUGUUUUAGAGGUCUGACACAGACUGAAUGUGUACUCUCCAGAGUAUUUCACUAUUCAGAUAUACACAUAUAUGGUAUUAAUUAUUGAUUUUUGAAUAAUUAAUAAUCAUUUUCCUAAUAGAUUCCUCUGCAAAGCCUGUUUAUUGUUAAUAGGCUAGAUGUUUUCCACAGACCAGCAGCCACCCCCUCAGUAACCAGAUACGCAAACAUAGAAUACAUAUUAAUGCUCAUGUUUAUGUAUUUAUUAUGUGAUUCUGUGUGAUGACUUUCUGAUUAUACUCUUAUAGUAACUUCUUAAGCUGACUGCACUUUAGAAAAGAUGAUUAGUGAUGAGUAUCUGUCCCAAAGACGGACACGUUCUGUCUCACUCACUUGCACACUUUGCACUGAUUUUGAACAUUGGUUUUAAUAAUCCUGUAGUCGUUGUCUCAAGUGUAAUACGUUGUUAUUCUGCGUUUAUUCAUGUUGCUGUGAUUUAAUGGAUUUAUCUGGAUUCUUCUUUCUGUAAACUGGAAGGGAAUAGUCACUGUGAAGGAUCAGAUUUUUGUAAUAAACAGGUUGAUCCAUAUUUGAACAGGGUAAAGGCUCCUGCUGCCCACAGUUUGUGAUGUUUGUGUGAUGUGAUUCUAACUUGAGGUGUUUGACUACGUUUUUGUGAAAUAAACUGUUUUAAUCUUAAAACAUU
This is a messenger RNA of Astyanax mexicanus (Mexican tetra), 1653 nucleotides long. Its product is annotated as lysosomal-associated transmembrane protein 4B. NCBI's taxonomy places the organism in Eukaryota, Metazoa, Chordata, Actinopteri, Characiformes, Acestrorhamphidae. Gene Ontology annotation, cellular component: lysosomal membrane. The transcript has 7 exons. The coding region runs from base 154 to 828 and encodes 224 amino acids. The record is from RefSeq and is a predicted model, not a curated record.